CUAAGGGGGAAAAAAGUGGGGAGAGAAAAAGAUAUGUACCUUAGGGAAGAACCUCAGUGAGAGGGAGGGAAUCAGAGGACGAGUAGGAGCGUGUGUACGAGUGUGUGAAAGAGACACUUACUCUCCUAACUACUACUGGGAGACACACACUUUCCUCACCCAACUCAAAGAAGCAGCAAACCCUGGAGAUUUUUUUUUAAAACCCCAAAAUUUCUAAUUAAUCUCUCAAGCAUCCAUCUUUUCCUUAAGACUUGCCUGCUAGGACUUCAUUUUCCACCCCUCUCUAGGAAUUCUAUGUACUGAUCAAUAGACAAUUUCCAUCCACACAAGACAUACCUCAUGGAUUUGUACCUGGUUGGAUAUCUCAUGUGCAUGUGGUUGUCCAGCUCUCGGGUGCUUGGAGGCUAUCCCAUCUGGUGGUCCCUGGCCCUUGGGCAGCAGUACUCAUCCAUAGGAUCACAACCCAUCCUGUGUGGCUCCAUACCUGGCUUGGUGCCAAAACAGCUGCGCUUCUGCCGCAAUUACAUUGAGAUCAUGCCCAGUGUAGCGGAGGGGGUCAAACUGGGAAUCCAGGAAUGUCAGCACCAGUUCCGUGGCCGCAGGUGGAACUGCACCACUAUCAAGGACAAUCUAGCCAUAUUUGGACCAGUACUUGAUAAAGCCACAAGAGAAUCUGCAUUUGUUCAUGCGAUUGCCUCAGCUGGAGUGGCGUUUGCAGUGACCCGUUCGUGCGCAGAGGGGACCUCCACAAUGUGCGGCUGUGACUCCCAUCAUAAAGGCCCGCCGGGAGAGGGAUGGAAGUGGGGUGGUUGCAGUGAAGAUGCUGAGUUUGGGGUUCUGGUGUCUCGAGAGUUUGCCGACGCUCGUGAGAACCGACCCGAUGCCCGGAGUGCCAUGAACAGGCACAACAAUGAGGCAGGACGGAUGACCAUCCUGGAAAACAUGCACCUUCGCUGUAAGUGCCAUGGACUGUCAGGCAGCUGUGAAGUGAAGACCUGCUGGUGGGCGCAGCCUGAUUUCCGGCUGUUGGGGGACUACCUGAAAGACAAGUACGACAGUGCCUCCGAGAUGGUGGUGGAGAAACACCGGGAGUCCAGAGGCUGGGUGGAAACCCUACGCGCCAAAUACGCCUUCUUCAAACACCCCACCGAGCGAGACCUGGUGUACUACGAGGGAUCUCCAAACUUCUGCGAGCCAAACCCAGAGACGGGUUCGUUUGGUACUCGUGACCGCGUCUGCAACGUGUCGUCGCACGGCAUUGAGGGCUGCGACUUGCUGUGCUGCGGCCGUGGCCACAACACACGGACAGAAAAGCGUAAGGAGAAAUGCCACUGCAUCUUCCACUGGUGCUGCUACGUCAGCUGCCAGGAGUGUGUGAGGGUCUACGAUGUGCACACGUGUAAAUAAGAGCAGCAGGUGGAGGAAGAAAGGGACUAGUGGACAUUAAAGGACGGAAAGCAAGAGAAGGAGAGGGAGAGACUGAGAACACACACAUGAUAGUGGCACUUCUGUGGUAGAACUCUUAACUAAUGUGCCCUUUUUGAUCUACACACCCCAAAAGAUGCCCAACGUGAGCAUCAUGGUUACUACUGCCAUUCCU
Molecule: messenger RNA, 1600 nt
Organism: Rhinichthys klamathensis goyatoka
Lineage: Eukaryota; Metazoa; Chordata; Actinopteri; Cypriniformes; Leuciscidae
Gene: wnt3
Product: wingless-type MMTV integration site family, member 3
Exons: 4
Coding region: 340-1407 (355 amino acids)
Biological process (GO): canonical Wnt signaling pathway; neuron differentiation; cell fate commitment
Cellular component (GO): extracellular region
Molecular function (GO): cytokine activity; frizzled binding
Source: RefSeq, a predicted model, not a curated record